Pangasianodon hypophthalmus (striped catfish) is the source of this 6622-nucleotide messenger RNA. RefSeq lists its product as uncharacterized. The transcript has 3 exons. Bases 3470 to 4738 code for a protein of 422 amino acids. NCBI's taxonomy places the organism in Eukaryota, Metazoa, Chordata, Actinopteri, Siluriformes, Pangasiidae. The record is from RefSeq and is a predicted model, not a curated record.
UUUUUACAGUAAUCUUUAAGGAGUACACAGAGAAUUAAAUGGAAAGCUGACAGCUAUGAUAUCUGCUGUUGCUCAAGAAAGAAAGUUUGGAAAAAAUGGAAGUAACAUGUCAGACUUCGACCUGAUCCUGAUGUUGGAGAGAUGCUACAGCAGGGAGUGCUGCUUUUCAUGGACAGAAAGUCUAGUUUACUAGGAGAUAUUGAGGAAUAAUGACUGAGUAUGAUUUUUUUUUUUCGUCUGCCUGCUUGAGUUCUUGCUUUCCAUAUUCUUAGUCUCAGAGUCCUAAUUGACUAGAGCUGGAGAUUGAGUGGCUCCAAGAACCAAGUUAUUAGUCCAAGAGUUAUUGUUUCAGUCAAGCCUGGGCAAUGGAGAUGUACUUGUUCCCAUCCUCUUUCACAGAGUGUCCAGAGUUACAUUUGUUUUCUCAGAGCUGUCAGUGCAUAUCCUGUGCAGUCAUCCAGCUAUGAUAUCCAACAUGGUCUUCAAUCUGAUUAUUUCAAAACCUUUUAUUAUGAUAUUGUAUUUUAUUAUAGCACAUUUGCCUGAAUCUGUCUUACUGGCAGCUAUUCAAACUCAGAAGGCCUUGCAAUUAGCGCUCCCUUCAGCGACCUUGCAUGUUGUCAUUUCUGAUGCCUUCAAAUUUGGAACUUUUAGAAAGCAACUGUCCUGCCAUAUAUGAUGGCUUUUAAGCACAAAAUGCUGUCUACGUAAGCAGUCUGUGUAGGGCUGUGGAGGGAAACAGUCAUGUAAUAUCAGGUGUGAUAUUCACGAGAUACUUUUCUGACAAAUUGGGGCUUAAGGUAAAAAGUACCCCAAAUUAUUCAUUUUCUCUACUUUCUCCUGUUAAAUAAUUUUUAAAAUAAUUUUAAAUAAUUUAAAUAAUAAUAAAAAAAUUUUUUUCUUUUUUUUGACAUUAAAUAAAAUUUAAUUGAAGUCAUAGUUUUUCACAGAUAUUUAAAAUGAGGCAUAACUGUUUUGCCGGCACCCUAUUGGCAAACCAAUAUUCUGAUAUGAUAUUAUUGCAUACCUUACACAUAGGAUAUUUUGUGUUCACAAUAACAGUAUCUUCAUAUGAACAGUUAUCACACAUGGCUAGAUCACAGCUCAUUUACCGAUAUGCCUUGGAAUCAAGCCUGCACAGAUGGACUUGUUCUGAAACCUUAGUCAAAGCAGGAUCAUGCGUGCAUGAUGAUCAUGUGAGAUUGUAUCUCUUCACAACAGCAUUUUUGCAAGAAUGACUCAGCUUGCUGCAUGCUGGAUCUUGUGGAUGGUCAGAAUUGUUUAGUUUGCAUUUUCCUUGCCUGAUUUGCUUCCUUCCUUUUAUUAGAACUGAUUUGCACUUAUGCACGCAUGGCCAUGGGACUAAUUACUUGUAUGCAUUCAUCAGGUUUGUCUGUGUCAAAGACAAUGAUUAUUAAACUUUAUGGAGUGUCAGAUGCUUCAGCAACAAAUGUCUCCCUUUAUUAUAGAAAGUCAAUAACACUGAUAAAGGGAAAGGGAACAGAUGGCCUGUGGCAAAGCUUGCCAUGGAAUGUGAGCUCUGAAAUUAAUGCAGUGCAGUGUGCAUGCCCACAGUAUUUAUUUUGCAGUUUCACAAAGAAUGUGAUAGAGAUUGAGAGAAACAACUUGAUUGCACUCAACAAAGUCAAGUAAAGAGAAAAUUUACUUAAUCAUCUGAGUGGUCAUUGAAGCCUCCUCAUCUCUUUACAAUGUUUGGCUAUCUAUAUAUGCAUGCUCAAUGCACACGCAUGCAAAAGUCAGAAUAGUGAAAAAGCAUCAUCACGACGGGCAGAACACAGCACUUACAAGGAGGACAGCUAUCCAGUUAUUUCACCCAUUGCAAUUGGCUCAAGAUGAAUGUUAAAGAGAAAGCUGAGGAGCAACAGCAGACCACAUCGAAUGUCUCACUCAGUCAACUGGAAACCAGGUCAGUGACACUGGCAUCUUCCAAGAGCUCAAGAUCGUCCACAGCAAGUAUGGCAGCAACCAGAACACGAGCUAAAGCGGAAGCAGUAAGAGCACGUACAACAUUCGUCCAAAGAGAGGCAGAAGUACUGCUAGAAAAGGCUAAACUGGAAUCUGAACUGUUAUCUCUACAGCAUAAAAAGGAGGUUGCAGCGGCAGCAAAAGAGGCUGAGCUUCUGGAAGCAGCUGCAGCAGAAAUAGAGUCGGGAGAAAUUAAUAUGGCGAUUGAUGUCACAGCAUUUCCACAGGAGACUGUUGAAAAGCGCACAAAGGACUAUGUGGACAAUCUUUCUGGAUCAAGUUUUCACCGUCUCCCUCCCGGUAAAGCAGAGCCUGACUCCCGUGAUCAUGAACAGUUCAUGAUACCGCCUGCACUGCCCAUCACGACUGCCACAAGCCAUGUCACACAAAAUGCUGACAGACUGAACCGCAUGUCUACUCCUAAACCAUACCAAGUAAGUCAACCUAGAAUGUACAGGUCACAGCUACUAUUUCCCCAGCACACUCCUGUUAACCUGCCAUACACUUCGCUCUCUCAUAACCAAGCAUAUGGGCAAAUUCCGGUUUCAGAGAAAUCGAACAAACCUCAGACUUCUUAUCUCAGCAGUACAACACAACAGCCAGCCUCUACUGACCAUGCAGGUAUGAGUGAAAUAGCCAGAUACCUGGUGCAUCGUGAGCUUGUGAACUCAGGGCUUAGUAAGUUUGAUGAUCACCCAGAAAAUUACUUAGCCUGGAAAUCGUCAUUUAUUAAUGCUCUAGAAGGAUUAUCACUCACUUCUAGUGAGGAGCUCGAUCUUCGAUAAGAUGUGUAGGACCACAGUCCUCAGAACAAGUUAAAAGAGUAAGAGCUGUUCAUGUUGCUGAUCCGGCAGCCGGCUGUAGAAUGGCAUGGUCCCGUCUAGAAGAAAGCUUUGGGAGUGCGGAAAAGUCGCUCUUUGAUAAGCUGAACUGUUUCCCUAAAAUCAGCAUCAAAGAACCCCAAAAGUUAAGAGAACUUGCAGAUCUGCUCAAGGAGGUGGAGUAAGCAAAGCUUUGCAGGCUACUUACCUGGGCUCUCUUUUCUGGACACAGCGCGGGGUGUGGCACCUAUUGUCAACAAACUUCCUCCUAACCUCCAAGAGAAGUGGAUGUCCCAAGGGUCCCAAUACAAGCUUCAGUUCCAGGUACCAUUUCUUCCAUUCACAUUUUUCACAGAGUUUAUAUGCUGGGAAGCCUACAUGCACAAUGAUCCAAGUUUCACAUUCCACUUAUCUUCAACUGCCCAUGUAAAACCAGAAAUCUCAGUGAAAAGAGGCGGACCACUGAAAAGCUUCAUCUCUACUCACAAAACUGAGAUUGCACAAACAACCAGCUUUACCGAUUCGCCGAACAGUAAGCCAGAUAUCAACAGACAAUGCCCUAUUCACAAAAAAACCCAUCCCUUCAAACGGUGCAGAGCCUUCAGAGCUAAGAGCAUUGAGGAAUGGAAAACGUUUUUGAAGGAGCAUAAUAUCUCUUUCAGAUGUUGUUCUUCAACAAUCAUGUGGCCAAAGACUGUGAUGUUAGCAUACAGUGCACAGAGUGUGGCAGCAACAAACAUGUCAAAGCUCUUCAUCCUGGACCACUUCCAUGGACGCUAAAAGCGCACAACACCGAGCAUGGCGGGGAGAAGGAAAGUGCAAAUCCUUCCAUUAACUCUAAAUGUACAGAGGUCUGUUGGGACAAUAAUAGUUCACGAUCCUGUUCGAAAAUCUGUCUCAUCAGAGUUCACCCCAAGGGAGAUCCAGACAAAUCACUGAACGUCUAUGCUAUUUUCGACGAUCAAAGUAAUCGUUCACUUGCCAGGUCUGAGUUCUUUGACCUCUUCAAUCUCAAGAGCACAGAAUUUCCCUACACUCUGUGCACAUCCGCCGGAGUCACAGAAAUGUCUGGGAGGCGAGCUAUGGACUUCAUCGCACACCCUCUAGAUGGUAAUCUUUCAGUCCCACUCCCUACGCUCAUUGAGUGCAACUACAUUCCCGAAAACAGAUCAGAAAUACCCACACCUGAAGCAGCAAAACACCACCCACAUCUCAAAUCUAUUGCUCAUCUUAUCCCUCCUCUAGAUCCAAACGCUCAAAUACUUCUCCUUCUCGGAUGCGAUAUUCUCCAAGUCCACAAGGUAAGAGACCAACGCACUGGGCCACAAAAUGCUCCCUAUGCUCAAAGACUGGACCUAGGCUGGGUUGUGGUUGGCGAGGUGUGUCUCAGUGCUGCUCACAAACCUUCAACUAUAAGUGUUUACCGCACAAAUGUUCUAGAAGAUGGGCGUCCAUCCUGCUUUAGCCCAUGUCUCAAUAAACUCUACCUCAAGGAGAAAUUAACUGCACAGCCAAGUGUUAAAGUCUCUCUCCUUCCCCAGCUUGCUCCCAGCCCAUUAGCCACCUCAGUCUUCGAAAGAACAAAAGACGAUGAAAAGAUUGCCCCUUCAGUUGAGGAUAGGCAGUUCAUUCAGUUAAUGGACAAAGAAAUGUUCAUGGAUGACACUAAUAGCUGGGUAGCACCCCUUCCAUUUCGUUCACCUAAACAACAUCUUCCAAAUAACAGAGAGCAAGCUCAGAGUCGUUUCAACUCUCUCUGUCGCACACUACGCAAGAAACCGGAGAUGAGAGAGCACUUUGUAGAGUUUAUGCAGAGGAUCUUAGAUAAUGAUCAUGCUGAGCUAGUACCUCCUGUGAACCCAGGGAGGACUGCUGGUACUUACCUUCCUUCGGUGUAUAUCACCCACGCAAGCCUGGCCAAAUUCGCGUAGCGUUUGACUCCAGUGCUCAGUUCCAUGGCGUAUCUUUGAACGAUGUGCUGCUAAUAGGCCCAGAUCUCAACAACAGUUUACUGGGGGUCCUGCUAUGAUUCAGGCAUGAGCCAAUAGCCAUCACUGUGGACAUAGAGCAAAUGUUCCACAGAUUUGUUGUCAGAGAAGACCAUAGGAACUUCCUCCACUUUCUGUGGUUCAAGAACAAUGAUAUGUCUGAAAGCAUGCAAAGUUCACGUCUUCAGCAAUAGCCCCUCCCCAGCUGUUGCCAUUUAUGGCCUCAGACAUGCUGCCUUGUAUGGUGAAGCUGUAAAUAGCCUGUUUGACCCUCUCGGCUUGGUGGCGCCAAUCACCAUCCAAGGAAAACUGUUACUCCGUGAACUUUCAAACACAAAGUCAGACUGGGAUACCCCCCUUGCAGCUGAAAAAGGAAGCAGAAUGGAACCUCUGGAAAGACUCAUUGCAAGACUUAGAGCAGCUCAAAAUCCCCAGAACUUAUACUCCAUUGUCCAUUUCUCACUCAGUAAAAAAGGAGAUUCAUGUCUUCUCGGAUGCAUCCGUUCAGACCAUAUCCGCAGUCGCAUACUUGAAAGUAAUGGAUCAUGAUGGAAUGUGUCACGUAGGGUUCAUUAUGGGAAAAGCCAAGCAAGCUCCACAAACAGUACAUACAGUUCCCAGACUUGAACUGUGUGCGGCCGUCCCUGCAGUUGAAAUAGCGGAACAAAUUGUCCAAGAACUAGACAUCAAACCUGACACCCUACUGUUCUACACAGACAGCAAGGUCGUUCUGGGGUACAUCUGAAAUGAGCCCCGAUGAUUUUAUGUGUACGUCAGCAACAGAGUGCAAAAGGCUCAGAAAAUUCACUCACCCAGAGCAGUGGGGGUACUUUCCAACCUCACAAAACCCUGCCGAUGUUGCUACUAGACCAGUUCCUGUGUGCCGCCUAACUGAAACAAACUGGCUCACUGGUCCACCAUUUUUGCAGCAUUCAGCAUCCACUCCUGUGAAAGAGGCUCCUCAUAGUCUCAUCGAUCCAGAUACAGACGUGGAAGUGCGAGCGCAUGCCACAACCUGUUUAAACCCUGAACUCGGUCACGGUUCUCACCCUUUCGAAAGAUUUUCUUCUUGGAAUUCCUUAAGAAGAGCCACAGCUUCACUUGUUCACAUUGCUCUGUCAUUCAAAAACAAUGAAAAGUCAUUGUUUUUGAAUGAAAGAGCAAUGUGAGCAAUGACUUUCAUGCCGUGGAAAAGUCAUGCCAUGGCUGGCACCGUUGCGAGAGUUCAUACACACCUGAGUUACUAAGUCAAGCUGAAAGUGUCAUCAUCAGAUGCGUACGAAAGGAGGCUUAUAAAGCAGAAAUUGCUUGUCUGGAGAAUGAAAAUGCCAUUCCCAAUCAAAGUUCCCUCAAGAGGCUGAACCCGGUCCUGGAGGACGGACUCCUAAGAAUUGGAGGCAGAAAAGAACAGUCCGCACUCCUCAGCAGUGAGAUACAUCCUCUUAUCAUUCCUGGCCAUAGUUACAUAGCAACCCUCCUAACAAAUCAUUACCACGAGAAAGUAAAUCAUCAAGGUUGAAUCUUCACAGAAGGAGCACCUCUUUAACCCACCUCAUUCGUCUCACAUGGGAGGAGCAUGGGAGAGGAUGAACGGACUUUCAAGACGGAUUUUGGACUCCAUGCUUCCUCAAAUCAGCUACUCGCAUUUGACUCACGAAAUGCUGUCAACUCUAAUGGCUGUGUGCUAUUGUCAACGCAAGACCUCUCGUAUCCAUUUCUACCGACCCUGAAAAAGAGUGGAAAAGAGUGCAGUAUCUUGCAAGCAUAUUUUGGGAAAGGUGGAGACGACAAGACCUUGCAUCCCUUCAGCCCCGUAAGAAAUGGCAA